Molecule: messenger RNA, 1759 nt
Organism: Budorcas taxicolor (takin)
Lineage: Eukaryota; Metazoa; Chordata; Mammalia; Artiodactyla; Bovidae
Gene: SPATA31F3
Product: SPATA31 subfamily F member 3
Exons: 7
Coding region: 272-1342 (356 amino acids)
Source: RefSeq, a predicted model, not a curated record
GCCCGACCCGACGAGCCGUGGGUCCGGGUGCCAGUGGUCGCCCUCCACCAGCGCCAGACUCUGAGGCGCCCGGACUGCGGCAGCCCGGACUCCCGCGGCAAGGCACUUCCCCCAGUUACUUGGAAGUCUAGUCUGAUCUUGGUAUCUGCUUCUUGCUUCUGAACUAACACAGCGUCACCAGAAAGUCAAACAAAGGACUAAAGAGAAAACACCAAGAGCUAGGAGACAUUCCCGGAAAGAAGCUGACAAGCCGUGGGAGCUGCUCUCGCUCAUGCGAAGCCAUGGCUGGCUUCCUCAGGAAGGAAGUGUGCGGCGGCUCCUGUGUGCAGACCCCUGCUGUCAAAUCUGCAAUUCUGUGGCUCUGGAGAUUCAGCAGUUGAUAUCACGUGAGACUACGCUGACCACCACUACCUCAUCGGGGCCAUCACAGGGCUCCUCUUGCCUAGAGGUUUUGUCCAUGUCUAGACUGAAGCGACUUAGCAGCAGCAGCAGCAGCAGCAGUCUCUCUUUUGAUCAGGAGUCCCUGCCCUUCAAACAGCUUUCACUUCCAUCAGCAACCCGCACAGUGUCACAAGUAACAAAUCAGAAAUCUGUAACCCAGUCAGCUGCCAAGUCAGCCACUAAGCCAGCUACCAAGUCUGCCAGUGCAAUCAGCAUCCGCCAAUACUGGGCUGGUCACCAGCAGCUGAGGCAGGAAUGUCGAGGGUCAGAGUUGCCCUUGGACGCAGGAGCUGUGUCUUUUGUGAGCCUUGAAAAGCCUAGGAUUCCUGUGAACCAGCAUGUCAAGAAGAAGAGCAAAUCUGAAGGAUCCACUGUGGACCCUGUGCAAAUAUCACUGCAAACAAAUCCCAAACCCUGUGAUCCUGGCUCUACCCUCUUCCACAUUUCAGUUACUGUAGAAGCCGACCUGGGAAAUAAGCUGAAGCAUUUUACACACGGGAUUAACCCUGACACGAAAGGUCAAGGGCAUAAGGAAUGCAUUCUCCACUGUAAGGAUGAGAAAGCAGCCAAAACCAAGACAAAAAAGGCUGAGAAGGGUCCACCUUCCACCAAACGCCCCAUGAAUGGAGCUAAGCUGGAGAAGGAGGAGGGCUUCUUUGACGCACUCCAGUGCCUGGACAGUGAGUUCCAGCGACAGUCCGUGCAGUCUGGUCAGUCCUGUUUCCUGCCUCUCUCCAGUGGCAGCUCCAAGGGCAGUCCUCUGCUGACUCGUGCCACUCAGCCAGAAAAUCCAUCCCAUGUCUCAAUUUGCACCUCAGCAAAAGGCACUUGUCUACCCCAGGAGAGUACCCAGUCUAGGAAGAAGGAGCUCAGAGGUUCCCAGACUUCUGCAUCCUCCUGAAAAGGCUGUCAUCAUCAUUUCCAUUAAUAAUCUGGUGAGGCAGGACUCUCUCCAAAUAAACUCUGUACCUCUAAGCCAAGAACCACCUGUUCGUGCCUCCUUGUUUUCAGUGUGGUAUGUGUGUGUGGUAUGUAUACACCCAUGUAUAGGAGCUUAAACCCAUUUCACAGGUAGGUAAGCAUUCCGCCUGACUCUUCCAGCUCCACCUUGGACUGUGGAUAGAGGGACCUGAGCACAGAAGGAAGACCCGUAUUUAAGGUACACUGGAGGUAAAGACCAUGCUUGACUUCUGUCCUGGCUUCCCUGCUGACUUUGAGCCCCAGAGGAGCAAACUGUGCAUGAUGAUAGUACAAGAAGUGAUAGCUGGGAAUCCAGGGCAUUUUUGGCACAGUUUGUUGAUAACUACUAUAUAUUCCC